AUGCUUUAGAAAUAAUCUAAUAAAUAUCCCCCUACUUAAAAAAGAGUUUUAUCCUUCCAAUUUGGAGUCCAUAUUCCAACUUUUUUUUAGUUCUUAUUAGAUUUUCCAAACCACUAAAGGUAUUUUAUUUAUUAAUAAUAGUUUAACAUCUCGGAUUUUGCAGAGAAAUUCUCUCUAUUAUCUUCGGUUAUAAUGGAUACAUUCUAAGAAUUUGUCCGUUAUAAAAAAGAGAGUUGCUGAUUUCAUAUUAAUCUAUGAAUAACACGAAUCUUUAAACUUGAAUCAAGUAUGUUUAAAGAGUACAAUUAAAAUAUUUAAUUGAUUAAGCUCCUUGUCUAAAUGAUUGCUUGUGA
Molecule: messenger RNA, 353 nt
Organism: Paramecium sonneborni
Lineage: Eukaryota; Ciliophora; Oligohymenophorea; Peniculida; Parameciidae
Source: the annotation of a GenBank genome assembly